UGGACACGAGAUACGCUGGAGCAUGUGGGCGGUGCCAUUACGAGGAACAGAACUUCAAAGCAGUAGAAAGCAAGGACGCCACUUUUAACGCGAUAGUUGCGCCUGCGCAGUACUUCCUCUUACAACAAGACGCGCGAGAAGCUAACACCGGAAGUUCGAGUCGGAACAGUUAACGCGACGUACCGGAAGUUGCGAGAAGCAGGAGUCAAGGAGAGCGUUGUGCAUCAUUGCCGUGUAGUAUCAAGCGCUGUACUAUGGCGGCAAUAAAUGUUCGCGAUCCCGCCGUGGACAGAUCCUUACGUUCCGUUUUUGUGGGGAAUAUUCCGUACGAGGCUACCGAGGAGCAGCUGAAAGACAUCUUCUGUGAGGUGGGGCCUGUGGUCAGCUUCAGACUGGUGUAUGACAGGGAGACUGGUAAACCCAAAGGCUAUGGCUUCUGUGAGUACCAGGACCAGGAGACGGCCCUCAGCGCUAUGCGGAACCUGAAUGGCAGGGAGUUCAGCGGCAGAGCUCUGCGGGUGGACAAUGCAGCCAGUGAGAAGAACAAGGAGGAGCUGAAAAGCCUUGGCACUGGGGCGCCCAUCAUCGAGUCGCCCUAUGGUGAUCCAGUGUCUCCAGAGGAUGCCCCGGAGUCUAUAAGCCGGGCUGUGGCCAGUCUGCCCCCGGAGCAGAUGUUUGAGCUGAUGAAACAGAUGAAGCUGUGUGUGCAGAACAGCCCCCAGGAGGCGCGCAACAUGCUGCUGCAGAACCCACAGUUGGCAUAUGCCCUCCUGCAGGCCCAGGUGGUGAUGAGGAUCGUGGACCCCGAAAUUGCUGUGAAAAUCCUUCACCGUCCAUCCGUUGUGCCACCAAUAUUACCGGGAGGCCAACAGCCUGUACAGGGUCCAAAUGUUCCUCCUAAUCAACCAAAUGCCCCUGGUGGGCAGCCCCCACCUGUAGGUGGCAUGCACAUGAACGGUGCUCCACCAAUGAUGCCAUCACUACCCAUGCAAGGCGGAGUUCCUGGUCCCAUAAACCCUGGCCAAGGACCAAUGAUGAACGUUCCUAUUCCUGAUCCUCGAGCCCCUCUACAACGUGGUCCCCCAGCAUCUAAUGUCCCACCACGUGGUCUUCUUGGAGAUGGCCCCAAUGACCCACGAGGAGGAACGCUACUUACUGUAACAAAUGAGGAGCAACCAAAUCGUAACUAUAUGCCACCGCCUUUACAAAGCGGCGGACCGAUGCACCACGACAGAGGUCCAGCACCCAUUGAAAUAAGAGGAGGUCCUAUGGGAGAACCACCUCGAGUUAUGAUUGGAGAAUCGAGAGGGGGACCCAUGUUGGACUCACGUGCACCUCCUUUGGAUGUAAGAGCGUCUAGAGCAAUGGAACCCCGACCUAUGGAUGUAAGAGGCUCUGUUACCGCUCCUGCUUUGAGAGGUCCCAUUCCUGGAAUGCAAGUAUCAGGAUCUGUUGGUCCCCAGCCCCCAAGACAGGUUGCCAAUGUUCAAGCACCUUCUGGACAAGGCGGCUUUAGUCCUGGACAGAACCAGAUCACCCCACAAGACCAUGAAAAGGCCGCUCUGAUAAUGCAGGUUCUGCAGUUAACCUCAGACCAGAUUGCCAUGUUACCACCCGAGCAAAGACAGAGCAUUCUAAUCUUAAAGGAGCAGAUUCAGAAAUCCACAGGAGCCCCGUGAGUCUGAGUGACUUUACAAUGUUGGAGAUAGGUCUGCAAAAACAAGAUCAUUGUACUUCAGAAGGUUUUGUCUUGUGCGUUUUGGUGUGUUUGUUAAUAAACCGUAUUGCAUUCAACACAGCUGGGUUAUAA
This is a messenger RNA of Hyla sarda, 1810 nucleotides long. Its product is annotated as cleavage stimulation factor subunit 2-like. Bases 255 to 1679 code for a protein of 474 amino acids. Gene Ontology annotation, biological process: mRNA 3'-end processing. The record is from RefSeq and is a predicted model, not a curated record. The transcript has a single exon. Gene Ontology annotation, cellular component: mRNA cleavage and polyadenylation specificity factor complex. Gene Ontology annotation, molecular function: mRNA binding. NCBI's taxonomy places the organism in Eukaryota, Metazoa, Chordata, Amphibia, Anura, Hylidae.